CUGGCUCAUCUCGAACGAGCCUAUUAGCAGUGACAGGAAACCCGUCAUCGCUUCGCCUUCAGCAAAGCGCGUCAUCUUUUGGGCCUCCAGCUUGUCGUACAAAAACAAAUAUGGCGUCUUCCGCUGAUGUCCACGUCCGAAUCUGUGGACAAGAAAUGAUCAAAUAUGACCUAGAAAUUAAGGCUCUCGUUCAGGACAUCAGGGAUUGCCCUGGACCUCAGUCAACUCUCAUGGAGCUCAACUCUCAGGUCAAAGAGAAGUUCAACAAGCUCAGACUCAGAAUACAGGAUCUGGAGCAGAUGGCCAGAGAGUAUGACAGAGAGACGGACAGACUGUCCAUCCAGGCAGAGACGGAGAGCCAGCGAAGGCAAAUGCUGAGUAACCAGACCGCAUGGAAGAAAGCUAACCUGGCGUGUAAACUCGUCAUGGACAGCACGGAGAAGGACGAGCUGCUGUUUGGAGUAGAAAACCAGAGCACCAGACAAAGGAAGGUGACCAAAGAAAGCCUCGUAGAAACCAGUAGCACCAUCACAGAGAGUCUGAUGUCUAUGAGCAGGAUGAUGGCUGAACAGGUGAAGCAGAGCGAGGACACUAUCGGCACACUGGCCACUUCCUCAAGGACAGUGCAGGAAACCAACGAGGAGUUUAAAAGCAUGACGGGAACCAUUCACCUGGGGAGGAAACUGAUCCUCAAGUACAACCGGCGGGAACUGACAGACAAGCUGCUCAUCUUCCUGGCUGUGGCCCUCUUCCUCGCCACCGUCCUCUACAUCCUUAAGAAACGUCUCUUCCCUUUCAUUUAGCUGCCUGGCUAAAGAACUCGUCGAGGCUGCAGGCGGUUAUUUCCCUCAGCAGAACGUUACCACAAAGACUUUAAACAGGUACGGACUACAUGCCGAGAUGGAAGCAGUCCUAAGACUGGACUUUCGCACAUAGAGACAAGUGUCCAGUGAACACUUUUCAUCUUGUUUAGCUUCCUCAUUUUAAUCUUUAUAAAAUGGUGAACUUAAAUUGAUAUUCUGAGGUUUCAUGCAACAACAGUGAUAGGGUUACAGCCUCAGCGUGCUUCAAACAUACGUGUAGUGUUCACCCAUGUCUAAAGGUAAAAUAUUUUAUACUUCUUGAAAUGGCCACAUUCGAAGCCGGCUGUCAUAGCUUCUUCUGUCCCACGUCACAUCCCAAGAGCUGUGACUGUCGUCUUGAAGUGGCAAUUUAUUCAAAUUUAAGAUAAGAGUGCACACUUUCAGGCAGUCUCUCCUCGAAAGCUGUCAUGGUCAUUUCAUUCUGUCUACUUUUCCGUGUGUCCGUGUGUCCGUGUGUGUGUGUGUCCGUGUGUGUGUGUGUGUGUGUGUGUGUGUGUGUCCAAAGACGCCAUAUUGACAAUUUACCUUGUGCCUUUCUUCCUUCUGACGUCUAGACAACUGAUUUAAAAAUGUGAUUACUUACCUAUCCCGUAAAUGUUGUCUCCCACAUUAAGUCAGAUGUUAUGAAUGUUGAACAAUGUUUGUGAGAGUAAAGUAGAAUACUUCUAUUUCCAUUUAUUGAGGAAAACAUUGAUGUGAAGCAUUGCCACAGAUGUGCCAGUAGAUGGCAGGAUACCCAACAUUUACCACCAGCAGAGAAACUUUAUUGUUCAUUUGUAUGAAGAACUAUUUUACAGGACCGGACGGACGGACUGACUAACACACUUCUCUCUGUCAAGUGACAUCAUUGUAGUUUAUUUAAUUUCAAUCAAAAUGCCUACACCUGUAUUUUGAGAUUAUUUUAAAUAAAAAGUUACAAAACA
This is a messenger RNA of Cyclopterus lumpus (lumpfish), 1786 nucleotides long. It is a transcript of the gene bnip1b, whose product is annotated as BCL2 interacting protein 1b. Gene Ontology annotation, molecular function: SNAP receptor activity. Gene Ontology annotation, cellular component: endoplasmic reticulum; SNARE complex. The record is from RefSeq and is a predicted model, not a curated record. Bases 111 to 803 code for a protein of 230 amino acids. Lineage: Eukaryota; Metazoa; Chordata; Actinopteri; Perciformes; Cyclopteridae. Gene Ontology annotation, biological process: retrograde vesicle-mediated transport, Golgi to endoplasmic reticulum. The transcript has 6 exons.